ACUUACCGGUUGUAUUCAGGUUGUCUAACACAUUUGCAACGCUCUAGAGCCAUUGAGUUGAAGAUUUUGCAAAACUUGGAAGGAUGUUAUUUCGAGAAUAGCUCUCCUCCUCACAACGAUACCAGUGACCUUGAAAAACAAAAUGGCGGAGUGUGACGUCAGUACCAGCUCCAGUUCGGAUGAAGAGUACGAGAAAAUCGUAGCCCAGGCCGCCCCGGAAGAAGAGGGUGUGUUCAAUACGCUGUCGGCGCUGUCUAAAACUCUCGGCCACGUCAACAAGGGACGAAAACACGACAACUAUAAGCAUGGAAGACGACACAACCAUGGUGGGAGGGACUAUGAUGAUCCGCAUGGAAUUAUGGGAUAUCUGGACUUCCUGUCAAAACCAAAACACGUGGGCGUCUUAAAACGCCACGGUCUUCUUAAGAAGUUAGGACCACUUGGCGGGGUUCUUUUAGGCAUGAAAGGUCACAAGAAAGGUCGCCGUCAUGGCGGCGGAGGUCGUCAUGGCGGCGGAGGUCGUCAUGGCGGCGGCGGUCGUCAUGGAGGCGGGCGGCGUCACCAUGGUAACUACGACUUCGGCAGGCUGGGGAACCUGGGAAGGGGCGCCUGGGGCAGGAAAGGCAGACGAAGAGGACGUGGACAAAGACAAGGCCAUGGUCACGGACAUGGCCAUGGGCACGGUCACGGCGGACACGGUGGUGGGGGGUGGGGAGGUCCCCGAGGGGGUGGGGGAUGGGGAGGCCCCCGAGGGGGUGGGGGAUGUUACAGGGGGAUCCGCAUGCACAACUUCCACGGGCUGGGUGCUGUGCUCGGUGGAGAAGAGUACCACAGCGGAAGCGACAGUGGUAGUAGUAGCAGUGAUAGCGACUGUGACUGA
Messenger RNA from Branchiostoma floridae (Florida lancelet), 880 nucleotides. RefSeq names its product keratin, type I cytoskeletal 9-like. The transcript is spliced from 6 exons. Lineage: Eukaryota; Metazoa; Chordata; Leptocardii; Amphioxiformes; Branchiostomatidae. The record is from RefSeq and is a predicted model, not a curated record. Bases 143 to 880 code for a protein of 245 amino acids.